Brassica napus (rape) is the source of this 1050-nucleotide messenger RNA. RefSeq lists its product as uncharacterized. The record is from RefSeq and is a predicted model, not a curated record. The coding region runs from base 1 to 1050 and encodes 349 amino acids. The transcript has 3 exons. Lineage: Eukaryota; Viridiplantae; Streptophyta; Magnoliopsida; Brassicales; Brassicaceae.
AUGUGGUUGAAUGAUGAUGAUUUGCCAAAUACUCAAAGAGUGAUUCAAAGGACUGAUAGAGGUGCAGGAUGGCGUCAUGUUCAACAACUGAUGCAUGGAUCAGAUCAGCAAUGUUAUGAUAUUCUGCGAAUGAAUCAAAGGACAUUUGAAGAUUUAUGUAGGAUGCUCUCUACAAGGUAUGGAUUACGAGAGACUGAUAAUCUCUACUUAGAGGAAAGUGUUGCAAUGUUUCUUGAAGCGGUUGGUCAAGAUAAAACUAAGCGGGUUCUUGCAGACAGAUAUCAAAGGUCACUAGAUACAAUACACAGAAAACUUGAUGAAGUUUUGAGUGUUCUUCUCAAGUUUGCAGCUGAUACGCUAGCCAGAAGAAGGAGAAUUCGCAAGGACUGCAUUGGAGCACUUGAUGGAACUCACAUCUCAAUUCGUCCUCCAAGUCACAAUGCAGAAGCAUACAGAGGUAGAAAGCAAGAACCAACAAUGAAUGUCCUUGCUAUAUGCAACUUCAAUAUGAAGUUCAUAUAUGCAUAUGUUGGUGUACCAGGUCGAGCACAUGAUACCAAAGUGUUGACUUACUGCGCAAAAGAAGAGGCUAAUUUUCCACAUCCUCCUAAUGGAAAAUAUUAUUUGGUUGAUUCUGGAUAUCCCACCAGGACAGUGAUUGAACGGACCUUUGGAGUAUGGAAAGCAAAGUGGAGAAUACUAGAUCGAAAACAUCCAAAGUAUGGUUUGACUAAGUGGAUGAAGCUUGUUGUUACAACCAUGUCACUACAUAAUUUCAUACGUGAUUCACAUCGAGAGGAUUUUGAUUUUGUUCAUUGGGAGAGAAUACAAGAAUAUCAUGCUCAUGGUGAUAAUGUUGACGGUGAUACUUCUCAUGGUAAUGGUGAUGAUGAUGAAGAUGAAUCACCUGAUGAUAGUAGUGAUGAUAGUAGUGAUGAUCAUGCUCAUGGUGGAUAUACUCCUUAUGAACCAAGAGGUGAUAGAGCUAUGGAAGGUGUACGUGACUACAUUACAAAUGAGAUGGGUAGAGGAGGUCGUUUGCCAUACUAG